AUGGAUUGGCAACCUCAAGAAGAGCCAUUGAGGCAGCUGGCCUGCUGCCUAAGGGACUCACUCAAUGGCCAAAAUCCCGAGCUCCGAAAACAAGCUGAACAGAUGCUUAGCCAGGCGCUUUCAUCUCCGGACUAUAUCAACUACAUUACAUACAUUUUCUCGACGCCGCAUGCUCCGCCCAAUGCUGGGAUGGACGAUAAUGUCUACAGCUAUGUGCGAUUCGCCGCAGCCAUGAACAUUAAAUCGAAGCUUUAUGUGGCAUAUCAUAGCAUUCCUACCGAGAGUCUGAAUUUCCUUCGAUCCGCUUCCCUGAUCGCCCUGCAGGACGGUAACUCACAGGUUCAAAGAGGUGCCGGCAGUCUGAUCACUGAGCUGGUACAACGUGGUGGAUUAUUGGCCUGGCCGGAGGUUUUGAACCAGUUGCUUUCUCUCGUUGGUAACUCUCCGGGAAAUGUGUCGGUUGCUGCCCAGGAAGCUGCGAUGUCUGCUCUCUUUAAGGUCUGCGAAGAUAACCGCAAGAUCUUAGACCGCGAUUAUCAAGGACAACGCCCGUUGGAUGUGAUUAUUCCUAAGCUUCUGGAAUUCACUGCUCGCGAGAGUUCUAGGAUUCGUUCUCUUGCUCUGAGCAGCAUUCAGAUUUUCCUUCCGCAUCAACCUCAGGCGUUGAUGAGUUCGCUCGAUAUUUUCUUGUCGCACCUGUUCAACUUGGCUGGAGAUCAGGAUACUGAGGUUAGGAAAGCGGUUUGUCAGUCGUUUUCGCAGCUUGUGGAGUUCGCACCUGAGAAGCUGAUCCCACACAUGGAGGGUCUGGUUGGCUAUAUCCUUGUGCAGCAGCAGAAUGGAGAGGACCCUGAGCUUGCUCUGGAUGCAGCGGAGUUCUGGAUUGUAUCGGGUGAGCAGGAGCUCCUGCAGGAAGCUCUAGGCCCGCAUAUGUCUAAGAUUAUCCCCGUGCUUCUUCAGAACAUGGUCUAUGAGGAGGAGGAUGUUAUCCGUCUCAUGGACAACCAGGAUGACGCCGACACCGAGGAUCGUGCGGAGGAUCUGAAGCCCCAAUUUGCCAAGAGCAAGGCUGGUCGUCUUGAUAUGUCAAAACAGGGUGAUCAAGCCAACGGCGGCCAACAGCAGCCCGGAGAGGAAGAAGAGGGCGAACUGAGCGAAGGCGAAAUUGAAGAUUCGGAGUUUGGAGACGACCCCGAGGAUGAGUGGACUCUGCGGAAGUGCUCUGCUGCUGCGCUGGAUGUAUUCUCAAAUGUCUACCAUGAUCCCAUUUUCGAGAUUAUUCUGCCAUACCUCAAGGAGACUCUGCGACACGACCAGUGGCCCAACCGCGAGGCCGCCGUUCUCACAUUGGGUGCCGUUGCAGAUGGCUGUAUGAACGCCGUUAUGCCUCACCUGCCCGAACUGGUUCCGUACCUGAUUUCCCUCCUAAGCGAUGAACAACCUGUUGUGCGCCAGAUUACCUGUUGGUGUUUGGGACGGUACUCGGAGUGGGCUUCGCACCUGAACGAGCCAUCUCAGAAGCAUCAAUUCUUUGAGCCGAUGAUGGAGGGUAUUCUCCACCGCAUGCUUGACAACAACAAGAAGGUGCAGGAAGCUGCCGCGUCUGCGUUUGCCAGCUUGGAGGAGAAGUCAGAUGAGAACUUGGCACCUUACUGCGAGCCUAUUCUCCGUCAAUUCGUCCAAUGCUUUGGAAAGUAUAAGGACCGAAACAUGUAUAUUCUCUACGACUGUGUCCAGACCCUCGCUGAAUGUGUCGGAGGUGACCUGGCCCAACCCCAACUGGUUGAUAUUCUGAUGCCUGCCUUGAUCGAUCGAUACAACCAGGUGAACGACCAGUCUCGCGAACUCUUCCCGCUGCUUGAAUGUCUUGGAUACAUAGCUGCAGCCUACGAGGAUGCCUUUGCGCCUUUCGCUCCACCACUCUUCCAACGUUGCGCCACAAUUAUCUACCAGAACCUUGCAGACUCCCAUGCCUCCGCAAACAAUGCCGCCGUUGAUGAACCCGACAAGGAUUUCCUGGUUACUAGCCUGGACCUUCUCUCCUGCAUUAUUCAAGCCAUCGACAAACAAAAGAGCAGUGAACUUAUCGCCAAGUCCAACCCGCCAUUCUUCGAGCUUCUUUCCCUUUGUAUGCAAGACCCCAACUAUGAAGUUCGCCAGUCCUCAUACGCUCUUCUGGGCGACUGUGCCAUCGGCAUCUUCCCUCAAAUGGAGCCAUUCGUUCCUGAAAUCCUGAAGCACCUCAUCAAGCAGCUUGACUUGGAUUUGAUCCCCGAUGAUGAUCGUCACACCGGAUUCAGCGUAUUGAACAAUGCCUGCUGGUCUGUUGGUGAGAUUGCCGUUAAGGAGGAGAAGGGUGCCAUUGUGCCAUACAUCGACUCAUUAUACCGUGGUCUUUUAAUUAUCAUCAACAGCGAGGAUAUCAUUGACUCCGUCAACGAGAAUGCCGCCAUGGCACUUGGCCGUCUUGGCCUGUGUUGCUCUGACCAGCUGGCUCCACGAUUGAGCGAAUAUGCCAAUCCCUUCCUGAAGUCAAUGGGCAAGAUCGACUUCAGCCGCGAGAAGGCAUCCGCACUCCUUGGCUUCAACCAAGUGGUGAUGAAGAACCCUCAAGCUAUGGAGUCAUCCCUUGGAACUUACUUCGCGGCCAUUGCCGCUUCCACAACCAAGUCGCUCUCAACAAACGAGGACUACCGGGAUAUUCAAAGCUCAUUUCAACAGGUUUUGCAAGGCUAUAAAAAUAUGAUACCCGACUUCGAUUCGUUCCUCUCACAGUUGCCUUCUCCCGUGAGUCAGAAGCUGCGUACAGCCUACCAGGUAUAG
Penicillium angulare is the source of this 2823-nucleotide messenger RNA. Its product is annotated as putative importin beta-2 subunit. NCBI's taxonomy places the organism in Eukaryota, Fungi, Ascomycota, Eurotiomycetes, Eurotiales, Aspergillaceae. The coding region runs from base 1 to 2823 and encodes 940 amino acids. The record is from RefSeq and is a predicted model, not a curated record. Gene Ontology annotation, molecular function: nuclear import signal receptor activity; protein binding. Gene Ontology annotation, biological process: protein import into nucleus. Gene Ontology annotation, cellular component: cytoplasm; nucleus. The transcript has 3 exons.